Messenger RNA from Capsaspora owczarzaki ATCC 30864, 5500 nucleotides. RefSeq lists its product as hypothetical. The record is from RefSeq and is a predicted model, not a curated record. Lineage: Eukaryota; Filasterea; Ministeriida; Capsasporidae. Gene Ontology annotation, molecular function: actin filament binding; phosphatidylinositol-4,5-bisphosphate binding. The transcript has 14 exons. The coding region runs from base 142 to 5436 and encodes 1764 amino acids. Gene Ontology annotation, biological process: cytoskeleton organization; barbed-end actin filament capping; actin filament severing.
UUUUCUUCCAAAUUUUUUCACUCUUUUUUUUUUCUUUUCCUUUUUUUCCUUUUUUUUCUUUUUUCUUUGAACUUUUCAACAAAAACUCGGUCAAAAACAAGCAAACAAACAAACAAACAAAAACGACAACAACACAAAGCGAUGAGUGGUGGAAUGACUGGAGGAGGAAGCGGAUCGACAGGCGCUGGGACUGGCGGGAGCGUUUCGCGGUUCAAGUGGAUGACGGCGGCGCCCAAGAAGGACUGGAAGUGGACGAAUGCGAAAGUGGGCGACUUUCGGAUUGAAGCGAAUGCGAGCUACUUUGCCAUCCCGUGGAGCACUCCGAACGCCAACACACUGGCCGUGAUGCCGUUCGAGCCCAGCGAAGUGGCGCCGCGCAGGUUUGCAGACAGCCCCGCGCUCCUCGUCAACAACGCCACCAUCCUCGGAUUCGAUCUGCACCCGUUCGUCCACACGGUCGCUGCAACUGCCGCUCGCGAUGGCGCAGUCAAGCUGUGGCAGUUCCCCGAAGACGGCAUUCGAAGGAAUAUCGAAGAACCGACACUCACGCUGUCGGGCCACACGAAGCGAGCGGCAAUUGCGCAAUUCCAUCCAACUGCCAACCAUGUUCUUGCAUCAGCUGCUGCCGACUCGACGGUCCGGCUCUGGGAUCUCGAGGCAGGCAAGGAAAUGUCCUCGUUUGCCGGUCACGACGAUGUUGCACUGUCGGUCUCGUUCAGCUUGGAUGGCCAGCGAUUCGUCACCUCAUGCAAGGACAAGAAGCUCCGCUACUUUGACGCUCGCAAACCCGGUGAAGCCACUUCUUCGACUGACGCGCACGACGGUCUCAAGGGCUUCCACACUGUUUGGCUUGGAGAGAGCGAACGUGUUGCGACGGUUGGUUUCAACAAGGCCAGCUUGCGCGAGGUUGCUGUUUGGGACAACCGCAAACUGUCGCAGCCUCUCAAGCGGCAUCAAAUGAACAUGUCUCCCAGCAUGCUCGUUCCCUUCUACGAUUUGGGCACGGAUUUGAUUUAUCUUGUUGACAAGGGCGAGGGCAUGCACGUGUUUGAAGCAAGCGACACAUCUCCGCACCUCCAAUUUGUGCUGGAGCUCAAGUUCGCGGCCAUCCUCAACGCAAAGCUCUUGCCAAAGCGCCUGUGCGACGUCUCCAAGUGCGAAGUCGCGCAAUUCCUCAAGCUCAACAAGGACAUGAUUGAAUUUGUGUCCAUGCAGGUUCCGCGCAAAACCUCCUAUUUCCAAGAGGACCUGUUCCCGCCAACACCCUCUGGAGAGCCGUCAAUCUCGUCUGCAGAGUUCUUUGCGGGCAAGCUCGCUCCGCCAAAGCUUGUCAGCUUGAAGCCCGAAGGCGCCGUUUCCGUAUUUGACGUUCCUGAGGAGGCGGGCGGCAAGAAGCGUGCAGAAGAUGUGGCCGCGGCAGCUGCUGCGGCCGCAUCCAGCGCGGCGGCUGGCAUCGAUGCCUCUGCCCCUCACCAGCCACUCAGCGCGGCGCUCGAAGGUCAGCUGGCAGAACUCACCAGCUCCUUCUUCCGAAAGUUCCGCCAAGUCCACCUGUCGCUCAAGGACGAAGUGCUGUACGCCUUCGACUCGGCCGAGGCUUCCACGUCCAUUUACACCAUUCCGAUCAAGCCUGGCCUGCGUGUGGUUCAUCCCGACAAGGACAUGUGGGAGCAGGUGCAAGACGUCUGCUUCCAGGUGACGGACGGUCGCGAUCUCGAUCGACACUACCGAGCAACCACGACCAAGGAGGCCACGCACUGGGUCAACACGAUUCGUCUUGCGCUUCAAAAAGCCAGCCCUGCAGCAGCCCCGCAGCAGACGACGCUGUCUCCAAGUUCGUUGACUCGCGCCCCGUCCGCGGCCAACGCCAAGCGCACUUCAACCAACGGUCCUCCAACCGCCGCUGGGGCGCCGACGUCACCGGCAUCUCAAAAAGCUGCCGAGGCGGGCCCAGACAUGACGGGCAAGCUUGUCAAGGUCGGUACCUUGUUUGUGCAGACUGGCUUCUUCCGAUCGUGGAAGCCGCGGCACGUCAAGCUGGUGCGCCAAGGAGCAAGCGGCAGCAAGCUGCUUUAUUUUGAGAACGAGACCUCCAAGGACCCCCUGGGCACUGUCGACACUGGCAGACUGACCUGGGUGUCCGUCAAGGACUUGGAAGACCUCCAGGCGGCGCAGCACAUUCGCCAAAAGAUUGGCACCAUUCCGCGCCUGCUGGAGCUGACUGGCUUGGGCCGGACGUUCAUCUUCCAGGCCGCCAGUGACAACGAGGCGAACGAAUGGGUGCGAGCUAUUCAUGCGUGCAUCAACUUUGCCUUCCAAGCGAUCGAGCCCAAGCGCUUGCGAUCUGGUCCCGCUCAGCAGAACGGCGAAGACGAGCCCGACUACAAUGUGUGCGGUGCCAACGACCCCAAGUGCAAUCACAUUACUCGCGGUGAUCUCGUGACCUUGAAGGAGGCUGGCAUGAUGUUUGAUUCGUGGCCGCAGCGCUGGGUGCGGGUGGACAAUGGCGUCUUGAAGCUGUACCCGUAUGUUCCCGAGAAGGACCAACUGGAAAACAUGCUGGAGGACAUUCACAUGUCCAAGGUGCUGUACGUGCGCCGCACUGUGAACUCGCAGUUGUCGCUUCCAAACACGGCUUCCUCGCAGCACCAACAACAGCACGCGCACAGCGCACAGCAAGAGCAAGAGCUGAUUGCGGCCGACCCUGCUGUUCUGACUGAAUUCCAAGUGAUUACUGCGACGCGCGUGUGCUUUUUGCGCGCGUCCUCCGUCACCAAGGCCAUCACAUGGGUGACAGAGCUCGAGUACAUUCGCUCGACCUUGCAGCAGGCGCCAGUCCUCACGCGCAGCGGCUCGUCCGCCAUCAACCUGUUCGCUGUCGCCACCGUGCUGGAUCCUGAUGCAACCUCUGCUCCCGAAGAUGGCGAGACCGAUCCCGACAGCCACAGCAGCUCUGGAUCCAUCACACCCGUUCCUGUGAACGCGACCACGACGCUGGAGGGCUAUGUCGACCGCCCUCAGGGCAUGCUGGGCUUGUACAGCCAGAGCUGGAUGUCGCUUGUCGGCCAAGAUUUGUUCUUUUUCCGCUACCGCGGUGCGACCCAGCCCGACAAGCGUGUGCCCAUGACCUCGGUCCAGAGUGUGGUCGAGUCCGAGAAGGACCCCGAGUUGGGUUUCCAGAUCAAGACCGCGACCGCCACUCUUGACUUGCGAGCAAAGACCCCUGAAGAGCGCGAUCGCUGGUGCGCUGUGAUCAUGUGCAUGCUGCAAGUCGACGUGGCGCGUUCUGUGGCCAAAGCUCUGCACGUGCCCGAAGUGGAGACCGAGGACAGUCCCGAAGUGACUGCUGCUGUCGUGCUCGAUCGCUCGGAUGUCCACAAUGGCAAAAAGGUGCUGUUGAUCCGCUGCACGGCCAAGCGUCGUGGUUAUGCUCAUCUUUGCGAAGCCAAGGCGUCCUCUCUGAACUCUGCGUGCUCGUACGUACUCGACACUGGCAAGAAGAUUUACCAGUGGAAUGGCACGGCCGCGAGUCGCUUGACCAAGGCGAAGGGCUGGGACGUGGCCAUGCGCAUUCACAAGCACGAACGCGACGGUGUUGCAACAAUCAUCACGAUGGAGCAAGGUGCCCGCGACGAGAAGAAAGAGUUUUUUGACUUGCUUGACGGCAAGCCAGAGUCGUACCCGACUACCUUUGACGAGUCUCUGAUUGUGGCGUCGCCCGUCAAGAUUUACAAGGUGGUCGACCACAAGGAGUUUGCCAAGCGCGUGGUCGUGGUGUUUGAGGGUCGCAAGCCGAGCAAGGACAUUCUGAAAACAAACUUUGCAUACGUCGUCGAGAGCGAGGCCGAGAUUUAUGUUUGGCAGGGCAAAUCGAGCUCUCAAACUCAGCGCAAGCUUGCUCUUCGCAUUGCCAAGACGCUUUACGUGCAACCGGAGCGUCCUUCGUGGAAGAUUUUGUUCAAGGUUCUGGAAGGCCAAGAGAUGGUGUUAUUCAAGGAGAAGUUUGACGGCUUCCCAGGUCUUUUCCAAGGCACAAGUAUGAUGGCAGAAGCGAAAGGCAACAUUGCUCAAACUGCUGUUCAGCAAACGAUCGAUCCGUUGGUCUUGUACAACUCUACUCCUCGACGCAGCAAAGAAGACGAGCUGUUUGAGAAUGACCCCAAGCCCGAGGGCCGGUUUAAGAUUUGGCGUAUUAGCGAUUUCGAGAUGGAACCCUUCCCUCGCGGCUUGUACGGACAGCUCUUUGGCGGCGAUUCGUACGUCAUCCAGUACACGUACUUUUUCAAGAAUUCAGACCGCCAUGUGAUUUACUACUGGCAGGGCAAGGACUCGAGCGUCACUGAGAAGGGAGCUUCUGCGCUCUGGACGAUUGAGCUGGAUGACAAGGAGCUCGGAGGCGAAGCGACGCAGUUGCGCACCACCAUGAACAAGGAGUGCCAUCACUUCUUGGCCAUGUUCAAGGGCAAGAUGCUGGUGCGUAUGGGCUCCUUCGCUACCUUUGGCAGCGCCGGCAGUGUGCUGAUGUUUGACGUCCGCGGCAACGACGCCAUCGAUACGCGAGGCGUCGAAACGGUCAGUUCCGUCGCCCACUUGCAUUCCUGGCAUUCGGCCGUGGUUUCCGGACGUCUGGGUACCUUUACCUGGCACGGUCGCCACAGCAAUGAUCACGAGCACCGCACCGCUGCGCGACUUGCAGCGCAGUUCAAGCUUGAAAGUCAAGAGAUCAUCUCCAUUGAAGAAGGCGAAGAGCCCCCGGAAUUCUGGGAAAUGCUCGGAGCCAAGCAGCCCUACUUUGACGGCUACGGCGGCAAGGAGCGCGUCAGUCCGCGCUUGUAUUCCUUCACUAACGCAACGGGCGUGGUUACUGCCGAACAAGUGUUCAACUUUUGCCAAGAGGACUUGGAGGAUGAGCUCGUGUUUGUGCUGGAUGCCCUUCAUGAGGUGUACGUCUGGUUUGGCACCCGCUCCAAGCCCAUUGUCAGAAAGUAUGCCAUGGAGACGGCACAGGCCUAUGUGGCCAAUGCAGGCACCAAGCACCCGAAGGGCAAGAACACGCCGUUGUGGGUGAUCAACUCUGGCAAGGAGUCCAUCAAUUUCCUUGCACACUUCCACGGCUGGGCUCGCGAAUUGCUCGAGCGUCCUGCCGAACCUGCGGCUGCUUCUUCCUCUCGCAGUCCCCGCAAAGGCAGCAUUGAUAAGAAAGGAGGCCACGUCAUUCGUUCCGUCCAAGAAGUCUUGGUCGAGUACACGCUCGAGAUUUACACGUACGAGGAGCUGCUUCAGGAGGUCUUGCCCCCAGGUGUCGACAGCCGAAAGCUCGAGACAUACUUGUCCGAGCACGAGUUUAAGAAGCUCUUCGGCAUGACCAAGCGCGAGUACGAGGCUGUUCCUCCGUGGAAGAAGGACAACCUCAAGAAGGCCGCCAAUCUCUACUAGACGUGACAUUGUGUUGGUGUGGUAUCAUCAUUUUUGAAUACAUUUACUCUUGUACACAAGGCGA